UUCCAACUUAAGCAGUACGGCCGCCCACAAAAGAAACAUGAUGAUGAAUAUUCGAAGCUGCGGCCACUUUGUCUGUAUCGAUGAGGUCGAAAAGUUGCCGCCGCCGCAUUUGUGUCAUCGGGAGCCAGGCUCUGACGACGAUGACGUCACCAUGUACGACGAACUGGAUUCCCCCAAACAAUCGUCCACCAUUUCUUCCGCCGGGGACGACGACGACGACACUUCCGAGAUCAGCAGCAGCGUGAACGACAACUGUCCCGGCGGCGGGUGGAGCUUUCUCGUGGAGGAGCUGCAGUCGAACAAUAAGGACGACGCGGCGGGGGAAGUGGCGCACGUUCAACCUCCGCCGCCGCGCCGUAUGAAGCGCUCCUUGUCCACUCUCAGUUCCAAAAGCCUGGAGAUGUGUACCGAGGGCUUGGGCUGUGAAACUGGCUUCGAUAUUACCCAAAGCAUCGACGACCUGCUGGGCAAUCCGCCGCCGGCGCGGGAGGGUGUUUUCGCACCACCACCGACUAAGCCGGCCGGGAGGCCGCCGGUGAUGAUUGCGAGCAAGAAGUUCAACAGAACCAAGAGCUUCCCGCCUCCUCUAAGUUCUGCCAAAGAUCAGCAGGCCAGGCGCGAGGACGGGGUGAAGAUGUUGCUGCGUCGUCGGGAAGGCGGCAGGUUGGUGGUAACCGCCGUGUGCCUAACCCGACCCGACUCUUUCUUCCAAGAAAACAGGUCGGACGGGAGGCUUAGGUUGUCCUUCAAAGUGGGAGCGGCAGACAAAGGGGCGGAUUUGGAGGACGUUUGUGAAGAUUUAAUUGAGAAUUAAUUAAUUAUUAAGUGACGGGCGGGCGGCUGAAGAUGAUAUCAUGGUAAUGAUGGAAGGAAGGUUGCACAAAAUUAAAGGUUUUUGUUGGUUCAAUUCAACUAUAAAAUUAAAAGAAAAAUUUUCAAUUUGGUGCUUUCGUAUUAUCAUCAAAAAGUCUAUUAGAUUCUUGUACUUUUUUAAAAAUCAAUCAAAUACGCAAAUUUUGUAAAAACGUUCAAUCAAGUCCAUUUAUAGGUUGCUUGCCAUGUCACCAGGUCUUCGGAUGAUGUAGCGCACAUGUGGCGAUCCAUGUGCGCGCUAAGUCAUCAUCAGAAUGGUUGGAUGAAGUUCCACAUGUGCGCCGCGUCAGCAUAAGCACUGUUGAUUGGGAUGUCACAUGUGUGCCAUGUCAAGAGAUGAUCUGCUGACAUGGCAAGUAGCCUGCAAAUGGACUCAUUAGACAUUUUUACAAAAUUCGGGGAUUUAAUUGAUUUUUUUAAAAGUACGAGGACCUAUUUGACUUUUUUUGUGAUAGUACGAGGAUGAAAUUGACAAUUUUAUGAAAAUUAAAUAUCUCCUUUUUCUUGCUUGUUACUUCGUAGUAGCUUUCCGACAAUAUAUACUUCACUUUUGUUCCCAGAACGUUGUACUACAUUUAGAACACAGAGAGUAUACUUCACUUCUUUUUUUCUUGUUUUACUAUAUUUAGCCCCCAGCAGGCCCACACUUCUAAU
Molecule: messenger RNA, 1527 nt
Organism: Cuscuta europaea
Lineage: Eukaryota; Viridiplantae; Streptophyta; Magnoliopsida; Solanales; Convolvulaceae
Source: the annotation of a GenBank genome assembly